Molecule: messenger RNA, 2811 nt
Organism: Saccharomyces eubayanus
Lineage: Eukaryota; Fungi; Ascomycota; Saccharomycetes; Saccharomycetales; Saccharomycetaceae
Gene: MNN14
Product: Mnn14p
Exons: 1
Coding region: 1-2811 (936 amino acids)
Source: RefSeq, a predicted model, not a curated record
AUGUUAUCAGUUCGCAGGUUUUCUAUGUACGUAUUAAGAUCCUUACGGCUACAUCUCAAGAAAAUCGUUGUUACACUUCUAGCCGUCCAACUGUUGUUCAUUACUACUUAUGUGCUGAAUGGCCAUUCGUUGAUUAUGGACGGCAGCUGGAGAUCAUUUACCGCACCUUUUUUACAGCCGCUUACACCUACCACCAAAAACCAUACAUAUCCUGUAUUUGAUUUGAAAUCAACGGACAGUAUAACCAAACUAUACGAAAAAAUGAACUUCGACACUUCAGGAGAAUGGAUCGAUACAUACACCCUGAAGAACGAUCUCCUCACUAUGAAAAUGGGCCCUGACAAAGGGCGGGUUUUGGACUCGGUGGACGAUUUGAGGUACUAUAAUAACGAUCCGAGGUUAAUAUGGUCUGUUGUCCUAGACCACUUGCUAGCAUCCGACUCUAAUGAAUACGAUUUUUCGUGGUAUGAUUGGGCCAGCUUUGAAUCGUUGAACAAACUCAUCGCUUUGAAGGAUACAAACGUCUCUUGCCAAUUUGUUUGCGAAAACGCUUUCGAUAAGGACGUACUAGAAAGGGUGGAGAAGGAAAUCCAAGAACCCUUAUUUAUCACUAAUAGGAAUAAAUAUGACGAAGAAGUUUGGUAUAAUAGGGAAAGAAAGAUGCUGAACUCUAAUUCGGUAACGCAAAUUGUGCACGACCACUGUAAAGACAAUGACGCAUACUAUAAGGGUGCUCCUUUCGAGCUUCCCUUCAUUAUCAGUGAAUUAUAUGGGAAAAUGAGGCCAGAAGUUUAUGACUUGCAUGCCAAGAAUCACUUAUUAUAUUUCGGUGCCACACCGUUGUCGCUGACUGUUUUAGAUAGUGAUAAAGAAGCGUACAGAAUUAAUUUAAAGGAAAGUGAUUCAUCCCAAUCCAAUAUUGUACAAUCCAAAAUGUUGCAAGGCUACAUUCAAAGGCACACUAAUGAAAUGCAAAACGGCGAUCUUCUUUUCAAUCACACCUUAACUUUUGAGAAAUUCUUGCACCACAAAUCGACUGAAAAACGGAAACUUGACAUCGAAGGUUUAGAUAAAACAAUAUUUUCUAAGGAAUAUCUAGACCUAUCUCCAUCUGAUUUUCACUUCGAUGCCAAGACAAAAAUCGGUGAAUUGGAGGCCAAGCUAAGAUCCGAAGGUCUGUCGUUGCACGAUACCCGGUAUUUACAAAGUUUAAAAACGUCUAUUAGGACAGCUCCUGCAUUGCAGGGAAAGUAUUUUGCAGAGGCAAGCGAGGUGGCUGAUGCAAGUGCUGAUGGGCAUCAUAGAGACAAAAGGUUUCUGUCCCUUGGAUAUAAUCUCCUGAACGAUCCUCAGGAGUUUGAAGCUAGAUUGAGCUCCAUGAUAAGAACUUUCCAAAAGUUUACCAAGGCUAAUGGGUUGAUUUCUUGGUUGUCACAUGGUACUUUGUAUGGGUACUUGUACAAUGGAUUAAAAUUCCCCUGGGAUGUCGAUCACGAUUUGCAAAUGCCCAUUAAGCAUUUACACUAUUUAAGUCAAUAUUUCAAUCAGUCCUUAAUAUUGGAGGAUCCAAGAGAAGGUAACGGAAGAUAUUUGCUAGAUGUAGGAAGUUCCAUUACUGUGAGAACUCACGGAAAUGGCGAAAACAAUAUCGAUGCCCGUUUCAUCGAUAUUGACUCAGGUAUAUAUAUUGAUAUCACAGGGCUGAGUGUUAGUUCUGAUGCGGCUAGGAAAUACAUGGCCAAGUUUGUUGAAGAAGAGGAGAGUUCAGACAAGGACUUCUCCACUCUCAUCGAAGACUACAACUUUGAUGAAAACGAGAAAUUUGAUGAAGUUGAUGACUGUGAAGACUUUGCCAAAUACACCGUAUAUGAACUAAGAGAAUGGGUCAACUCUCAUCCAGACGAUUUUGACAAAUCAGAAAAGGACCUAGUGACCAAAGCAUACAAAAAAGAACUUGUAAUGUCGAAAAGCGAUUCUCCUGAAAGAGACUUAACUCCAAAGCAAAGGUACUUGCUGAAUAAAAAAUAUAAUCUCUUUAAUUGUAGGAAUAAACACUUUUCCAGUCUAAGCAUCUUAUCGCCCUUACGGAAUACAAUGUUCAAUGGUGUGCCAGCGUUUAUUCCCAAUAAACCUAUAACGGCGUUGAACAACGAGUAUGUGGUUCCACCGAGAUACGGGUUUUUGACGUUUCAAGGGAAAGUGUAUCUACCUGAACUGAGAUACUGGUUUUUGUUUCCAGAUGUAAAAAAAUUUGCAAAUUUACAAUCGAGAGAACCCAAGAUAACACGGUUGGAAAAUCCCCUAAAUGAUUUAAAAUUCAGUGAUAUAAACCUGCUAUUAACAAAUAUCAUAAAGUGUGAUUUCCACUCCGUAUUUGCCAGUCUGUUCAAUUCUCUCAAUAGCACUGUCUACCGACUUAAAGAGCUAGAAAUACAAUAUGAUCCUGACUUGAGUGAAGAAGAAAAAAGAAGUCUAUUAAAGACCUUAAGGAAUGGUGGAUUGUCGAAGAACAUGAAGUCUCCUGAGAAAGACCCAAUAAUAUAUAUCCAUGAAAGAAAACUAUGGGGAAAAGUGAAAAAAAUACUGAAUGCUGCAAAUAUUUAUAAUAUUGCUUCCCAGGUUGAAAAUAAAAAAAUUGAAGAGUUCGUUAAAGUAUCUAAAGACCUAUUUGAAAGAAACCUUGAAGAGUUCAAUAUUCUCGAUAGUGACAAUGGUAAAACGGUAAUUGACUUGAAUUCCAAAGGCUUGAACCUUUUCGGUGAUAAUAAGAAAACCUCAAAUGUGAUAUUUGGUUCUGACGAAAAAUAUUAA